UGGUCAAGCAACGAGACAGUAGCUCGUAUGGAGCAUAGGUUAAUAAAUUUUUUAUUGGGAAAUCCUAGAUUAAAUUCCGACGUGGCAGCUUUCGUGGCGAAAUGAACCGUAUUUAUUUUCUUCUCCUGCAAACGGUUUCCUUCACUGAAAAACCCUAGUUUUCACAAUCAUCUAAACCCUACCUCCAAACAAUCAAGCUAGCAAUUAUGUCUAUAGCAACGGAAGAGGACGAAGUUUCGUGGUCAUCGGACAGUGAAAUUGGAGAAGCGCUGGAUUGGUUAGACUCAAAAGACGAGGAGGAAGCAGUAGAUGGAGCUAUAACGCUGAACUCAAGGCGUCCAAAUGCACAUGGAGGCGUUCACUCUAGACCUAAUUCAUCUACAUUGCAACCUCUGUCUAACCGAAACCAGAAAUUCUCUCAUCACAUCCGUGCUUCUCCUUUAGAGGAAUGGGAAGGAAGAGUUAAUGUUGGAAUGUCAAAUUCUGUUACUACUGCAAUCAGAGAUAGUGUGAGAGGUAUGGCUAUUGGUAAAACUAAAACUACUGAGAAGGCUGAUCGUGCAACUGUUGAGCAGGCUAUUGAUCCUAGAACUCGUAUGGUUUUGUUUAAAAUGCUGAAUCGCUGUGUAUUUCACGACAUUAACGGCUGCAUAUCUACUGGCAAAGAGGCUAAUGUGUAUCAUGCAACAAAAUCUGAUAGUCAGGAGCUUGCUAUCAAAGUGUACAAAACUUCAAUUCUGGUUUUUAAGGACCGUGAUCGGUAUGUACAAGGUGACUAUCGUUUUAGACAUGGAUACUGCAAGCACAAUCCAAGGAAAAUGGUAAAGACAUGGGCUGAAAAAGAAAUGAGGAAUCUAUUGAGACUUAAGGCAGCAGGAAUUAGGUGCCCUAUUCCAUAUCUUUUGAGACUUCAUGUUCUGGUCAUGGAAUUUAUAGGAAAGGCUGGUUGGGCUGCACCUCGACUCAAGGAUGCUGCCUUAUCUCUGGACAAGUUACGUGAAGGCUAUGUAGAGAUGAUUAUUGCAAUGCGGACCUUAUAUCAGAAGUGCAAACUGGUACAUGGGGACCUCAGUGAAUAUAACAUACUCUAUUUUGAGGGUCACUUGUAUAUAAUUGAUGUGUCUCAAGCAGUUGAUCUCGACCACCCGCGCGCACUAGAUUUCCUACGGGAAGAUUGCGUUCAUGUGUCUGAUUUCUUUAAGAAACAUGGCGUAGCUGUCAUGACUAUUCGAGAGCUAUUUGAUUUCAUAGUUGAUCCAACUAUUACUGAUGAGACUGUUGAUAGUUAUUUGGAAGAGGUUCAACAAAGAAUUUUGACCAGAGACAUUACUGCAGAGGAUGAGAUUGCAGACUCUGUAUUUGUGCAGUCAUACAUUCCAAAAACAUUAGAUCAUGUCAAGCAUGUUGAGGAAGAUGUUAUACGGAUAACAAGUGGCAAGGAUACAGAUGAUAUGUACUAUCGAACCAUUACUGGACUAAAGGAGGCUCUUUCUAAAGUUCAAUCUUCCACAGCCGAAAGAGACCAAAAGGAAGGUCUGAACUCUGCAUUAGAGUCUUCUGUCAGUAAUGAUCGCAGUUCUAACUCUCAUGAAAAAGAAUCUGAGGAUUGUGCAGAUGAAGAUGAAGAUGAGGAUGAGGAUGAGGAUGAAGAUGAAGAUGACUCAAAUGAGUCAGAUGAGAGUGAUUCUUCGACUGAUGUUGAGAAAAAGGAUCUUGUUGAUAAAAGAGCUGCUAGAAAAGAGAACAAAAAGAAAGUAAAAGAAGAGAAGAGAGAAGCCCGGAAAACUAAAGUUCCCAAGGCUGUAAAGAAAAGAAAGAAGAAAUUGGCCAAAGCCAAGAAGACCAGGUAAAAUUUAUCUUGCUAUAACGUAUUGACCCUGCAGUUAAUGUACAAAAGUGAGGUGGAUAAAAAGCAAGUUAGUUUUUCGAACGUGAUAAAGGCCAGUUAUUAUUUUUGAGGGGAAAGCCCUGUUUCUUCAGCCACUGCAAUAUAGCAGAAUGAGGAAAGAAGCAAUUUUGAGACCCAAGCUAGCAAUGUUUUUUUCUUUUUAAAAAAAAACCUGUUUUGUGUUUUUAUUGUGGGGGUAGACAGGGUUAGUUAUGUAAAUGUAAGAGCAUAAGUUCAUCUCUAUUUAACGGUUGCAAGCCCCUGUUUGGUUUAUUCUGCGCAUUCUGUUUGAACUUGGUUGUAUGUAGUAUACUUCGUUUGUUUCCAUGUC
This is a messenger RNA of Ricinus communis (castor bean), 2219 nucleotides long. RefSeq names its product serine/threonine-protein kinase RIO1-like. The coding region runs from base 207 to 1850 and encodes 547 amino acids. The record is from RefSeq and is a predicted model, not a curated record. NCBI's taxonomy places the organism in Eukaryota, Viridiplantae, Streptophyta, Magnoliopsida, Malpighiales, Euphorbiaceae. The transcript is spliced from 12 exons. Gene Ontology annotation, molecular function: ATP binding; protein serine/threonine kinase activity.